GACAUCGUCUAAAUCUUUGUCAGACAGUCAGUCGGUCGUUGGAGACGGUGAAUGUUGUUCGUUCGGUACAAUGCAAUUGCUGUUCCUAUUAUUGGCUCUGCUGAUUUCAGCAGUUCACAGCUAUAAAGUGCUUUUUCUAGUGCCUUUUCCUGGUCCCAGUCACUGGUUAAUGCUGAAACACUUCAUCCGGGAGCUGACGGAGCGAGGUAACGAGGUGACCUGUAUCACGAGCUUCAAAUUCGGUGAACCGAUUCAGAACUAUACCGAAGUGUUGAUUGAUCCGGCUUAUCCCAUUCGUGAGAAAUUUCCUCUAUCAACGAUUUUUGAAACGAAAAGCUACAGCAAUGAUUUCAACAAUCUGUUUCUAUACUGGACAAUGGGCCUUGAAACGAGUCGAUUUGGUUUGGAAAAUGAUCACGUCCAAAAGUUUUUGAAAAGAGAUGACUUGCAGUUUGAUUUGGUGGUAUCUGAACAGUUCUUUCAGGAAAGUUGGCUCAUGUUUGCCCAUAAGUACAAUGCCCCAAUCGUCACCAUCAGUACCUAUGGGUAUUCCGAUUUUAUGGAUCGUGCCAUGGGUGUCCUAACUCCUUGGUCCUUCGUUCCACACAUGUUGCUAGACUAUGAAGAUAGUAUGAACUUUGUACAACGUGCGUACAAUGUGUUUCUGUCUAUGCUUGAUUACACCAUACGAGAAUACUACUACCUUCCGAAGCAGAACGAAAUGGCGAAAGAAUUCUUCGGGGACCUAGAAAAACAACGUGGUACUAUGCCAUCUGUGCAGACCUUGGAGAAAUCCAUUUCGGUGGUUCUCGUCAACAGUCAUCCAACUCUGGCUAAGCCUCGUCCCUCUAUGGUUGGACUUGUAGAUAUCGCCGGUGCUCAUAUCCGGCCAACCAAACCUCUCCCCGAUGACCUUCAAAAGUUCAUGGAUGGAGCUAAACACGGUGUAAUCUACUUCUCGCUAGGAGCGUACCUUCAAAGCUCACAAAUACCGAUCGAGAAGCGAAAUGCUCUGUUGAACGUAUUUUCAAAGCUUAAACAACGAGUUGUGUGGAAGUUCGAAACCAACAACCUGGAGAAUGUACCAAGCAACGUCAUGAUUCGCAAUUGGGCGCCACAAAAUGACAUUCUGGCGCACGAGAACGUUGUCCUGUUCAUCUCGCAUGGUGGUCAAUUCGGUACGUUUGAAUCGAUGUACCAUGGAGUUCCAACGCUGUUCAUGCCAUUUUUCGGAGAUCAGCACAGGAAUGCCCUGCGAGCCGUUCGCAGCGGUUACGCGAGAAAGACGAUAUUUGUAGACAUCACCGAGCACACACUCAUGAGCGAGAUAAGUCAGAUGGUAGAUAAUAAACGGUACUACAAUCGAGCCAAGGAGAUUGCCACCGUGUUCCGGGAUACAAUUGUGAACCCCAUGAAUGAGUCGAUGUUCUGGAUGGACUAUGUGGUACGCCAUAAGGGAGCUGCUCAUUUGAAGUCGAAUGCUGUUAAUUUCAGUUUGGUGCAAUACUUACUGUUGGAUGUAUUGGGCACGGUUUUGGUUUCUGUGGUUGUGCUGUUCAGUGUGAUCAGAGUGUGUUGUUGUCGAAAAAGUAGGAAAUCAAUUAGUAAGCAGAAGAAACAGUAAAAAUGACUUUCAUUGUGAUACUUGAAAAAAAAAAACGCACUAAGUUGGAAAAAAUAAAUUCUAUUUAUGCUUAAUAAUCUCAUACUUUUGAAUAUUUAGUGAAAAUAGUCAGAACUCAUUUUAUGUUGAACAAAUAUUGGGAUAUUUCUAAGAAAAUUUAAAAAAAAUAGAUUGACUC
Aedes aegypti (yellow fever mosquito) is the source of this 1802-nucleotide messenger RNA. RefSeq names its product UDP-glucuronosyltransferase 2A3. NCBI's taxonomy places the organism in Eukaryota, Metazoa, Arthropoda, Insecta, Diptera, Culicidae. Bases 71 to 1624 code for a protein of 517 amino acids. The record is from RefSeq and is a predicted model, not a curated record. The transcript has 2 exons. Gene Ontology annotation, molecular function: UDP-glycosyltransferase activity.